CCUCGUAGCGCUGCACCCUGGGAGUCGUAGUACGGGGAGACCCAAAAGUCUACGUCCGCAAAGCCCCCUCUGGACUACACUUCCCGGCGUGCAUAACUCCCACUGUUGUUGUGGACGAGGCUGAACACCGGUCCCUGGGUGACAGGGCAGGAUGGAGGCCGGUCUUCCAAGUGAUGAAAAUGACAUUGCCCUGUCAGAUUAUCUGGAACUUGAAGAACUCCCAGAUACAGACGAGCCCCUUUACAUCCUAGGAAAGCAAUAUGACAUAAAAACAGAGAAGAGUGAAUUGCUUUUAGAUGUUACUUCCAGGCUGUGGUUUACGUACAGAAAGAAAUUUUCUCCAAUUGGUGGAACAGGCCCAUCCUCUGAUACUGGCUGGGGUUGUAUGUUGAGAUGUGGACAGAUGAUGUUAGCUCAAGCCUUAAUUUGCCAGCAUCUAGGCAGGGAAUGGCAAUGGGAGAAACAUAAAAAACAGCCGGAAGAAUAUUACCAGAUCCUGCAGUGUUUUCUGGACAGGAAAAAUAGCUGUUACUCCAUUCACCAGAUGGCACAGAUGGGUGUAGGAGAAGGGAAGUCUAUAGGUGAAUGGUACGGACCAAACACAGUGGCUCAGGUCUUAAAGAAACUUGCUUUAUUUGAUGAAUGGAAUUCAUUAUCUGUUUAUGUUUCAAUGGAUAACACUGUGGUCAUUGAAGAUAUAAGGAAAAUGUGCCGCCAUCACCCUUACAAUUGGAGCACGGCGCAAAGCAGUUCUCACACUCACCAAAGUGCUUGGAGCAGAUGUAGAGACACUUCAGAGCAGACGUCAGCAUGGAGGCCACUUCUGCUUAUUGUCCCUCUGCGCCUAGGAAUCAACCACAUCAAUCCUGUUUAUAUAGAUGCUUUUAAAGAAUGUUUUAAAAUGCCCCAGUCAUUAGGAGCUUUAGGUGGAAAACCAAACAAUGCCUAUUAUUUCAUAGGUUUUUCAGGGGAUGAACUAAUUUACCUGGAUCCCCACACAACGCAGACCUUUGUGGACACAGACGAAACUGGCACGGUGCAGGAUCAGACAUAUCACUGCCAAAAAAAUCCUAACAGGAUGAAGAUUUUGAAUCUGGACCCCUCGGUGGCAUUAGGAUUCUUUUGCAAGGAAGAAGCAGAUUUUGACAAUUGGUGUAAAACUGUAGAAAAGGAGAUACUAAAGCAGCAGAGUUUACGGAUGUUUGAACUGGCACCAAAGCACCCUCCUCACUGGCCUCCGUUUAUACCACCAACAAAACCAGAGGUGACCACUACAGGCGCAGAGCUCAUUGAGUCGACUGAUAAACUCUUUGAUAUGGAGGAGGAGUUUGAGAUCCUCACAGUGUGAUGAAGUCUCUGUGAAUGUGCUGCUGCCGCUGGACUACACACAGCAGAUGCAAGUUUACCAGAAAGUGCCUGAGUCAGAAAAGAGCACAGUGCUGGGAGCCGCUGACAGCAAUUUCCGCACUGGAUAUACGUUUCUAGGAGAGAGAUACCCUUUCAUUGUAUACUUCUGUUUUCUACGACGGCCAACAGUGUUUACACUCUCACUCGGUGUGUCUAAAGAUGGAGUUCAGAUAUUUGCACUGAACAAUGGCACUGCAGGCCCCUGCGUUUCACAGUAUACACGUAGCAGACAAAGGGUUAACUGUCUCCUUUUUUGCAAUACCUUAACUUGCACCGUUUUAUACACUUCCAUGCUGGAAAAGUCUGUAUUGUUUGUAAGAAUUUUAACAAUUCCUUGG
Messenger RNA from Rana temporaria (common frog), 1745 nucleotides. RefSeq names its product autophagy related 4A cysteine peptidase (gene ATG4A). The transcript is spliced from 13 exons. The coding region runs from base 152 to 1348 and encodes 398 amino acids. Gene Ontology annotation, molecular function: protein-phosphatidylethanolamide deconjugating activity. NCBI's taxonomy places the organism in Eukaryota, Metazoa, Chordata, Amphibia, Anura, Ranidae. The record is from RefSeq and is a predicted model, not a curated record.